Molecule: messenger RNA, 1482 nt
Organism: Pestalotiopsis fici W106-1
Lineage: Eukaryota; Fungi; Ascomycota; Sordariomycetes; Amphisphaeriales; Sporocadaceae
Exons: 1
Coding region: 1-1482 (493 amino acids)
Source: RefSeq, a predicted model, not a curated record
AUGUCGUGGUCGCAAUACCUCCCCCAAGACAGGAUCAAGUGGACAGGUGGCUACUGGACGCAUCCUAUCUGGCCGUCUGAGCCAGAUGUAGCUGUCAUCAAAGACAUUGUCGCCUCGGUGUUGCCUGAGAAAGAAAUUGACUUUUCAGUUCAGUUUCUGGCCGACGGUGCGCGUCACAAGGUCUACGAUGUGUCCCAUUCUUCCUGGUCCAAGACUUAUCUCUUCCGCGUUGCCAUUCCUCUCGAUCCGCGACUCAAGACGGAGAGUGAAAUGGCAACCUUGGUGUUUCUCGGUCAGAGAACUACAAUUCCAGUUCCAAAGCCAAUCGCCUGGAGCUCUUCUGCCGAAGGAAAGCUUGGAUACGAGUGGGCACUGGUGGAAAAGAUCCCCGGCGUGGAACUUGGCGAGGUUUGGCGCAAGAUGCCGUGGGAAAAAAAGAUAGAGAUCACCGAGACCAUUGCAGAAUUCCUCGUCCAGCUUUGGGCCCCCAACAUGCGUCUCGCCAAAAUUGGCUCUCUCUACCUAGGUCACGCCGAGUUCUCCGAUGAUCACAUCCUGGAGCACAAGAAAGACGACAACGAGGAUGAUCGACUUGAUAGCUGCCCGGCCAAAAAGACUGACCCCAAAAACUUGGGCAAGGACAAAUUCACAAUCGGGUCUGCUGUCGAUAGUGCAUUCUUUUCCGAUCGUCGUCGCUAUCUUACGACGAACCGCGGCCCAUUUUCGUCUUGCCAUGACUGGCUCGAUGCACUCAUUCAUCUCGAGCAGGAGAUGAUUCGAACUGCAAAGGUUCUUUUGGAGUCCAAAGAGGACCUGACACCAGAGCACCAAGCUGAAGACUGGGACGACUUGGUCGACGAAAUCGGUGUCGACGAGGAUGAUUUCGAAAAAGAGUACGAUGACAUGGUCGCGCUUUGUCACAAAUACAAGGAGAUCCUGCCUCUGGUGUUUCCUCUACAGGAAGCUCCUUAUGAAGACAAGUUGUCGUGCGUCCUCCAACACUACGACCUCAGGGAUGCCAACAUCCUCGUUGACCCUGAGACCUUUGAAAUCACUGGCAUUAUCGACUGGGAACAAACCUAUUCUGUACCUGAUUGGUACGGGAUAGACUAUCCCAUGUUCAUUAAUACGGACGAACCUUACGACGAAGGCGAGCCGCCUGUACCAACAACUUACGACGAGGAUUCUCCUGAUUACAAUGCGGUCUUGGUGGGUAAUCGCGACCGAUGGGAUGCCAAGCAGCUGCGUGAGCAUUUCGAUCAUGCUGUACAGAAGCUUAUGGGUGCUAAAGACUGGAGGCCCGCAGCCGCACAAAAUCGGCUCAAGGAGCUUUUCAUUGAAGGGACGGCCAAUCUGACUGAUCCGUGGUGCCACGCCAAAUACAACAUGAAAUGCAUUCUAGAGGCAUUAAAGAUAUCAGAAACUGCUGCUUUCAAUUCAGAGCGUUCGGAUCAGAUAGACACUGAACUGGAUGGAUCAUAG